AUGGUGGUAUUUCCAAUAUGGACAUUGAAGAGACAAAUUUUCAUCUUUUUAAAUAUGACCUUAGUUUCUAGAGUCCUUGGGUCUCGAUGGUUUCCUAAAACUCUACCUUGUGAUGUCAAGCUAGAUCUUGAAAAGACCCAUGUGAUCGUGGACUGCACAGACAAGCAUUUGACAGAAAUCCCUGAGGGCAUUCCCACUAAUACCACCAACCUCACCCUUACCAUCAACCACAUACCAAGCAUCUCUCCAGACUCCUUUCGUAGGCUGAAUCACCUGGAAGAGAUAGAUUUUAGAUGCAACUGUGUACCAGUUCUACUGGGGUCCAAAGCCAAUGUGUGUACUAAAAGGCUGCAGAUUGGACCUGGAAGCUUUAGUGGACUCUCUGACUUGAAAGCCCUUUAUCUGGAUGGAAACCAACUUCUAGAGAUACCUCAGGAUCUCCCAUCCAGCUUACAGCUUCUGAGCCUGGAGGCCAACAAUAUCUUCUCCAUCACAAAAGAGAAUCUAACAGAACUGGCCAACAUUGAAGCACUCUACCUGGGUCAAAAUUGUUAUUAUCGAAAUCCUUGCAAUGUUUCCUAUUCAAUUGAAAAAGAUGCUUUCCUUGUUAUGAGAAAUUUAAAGGUUCUCUCACUGAAGGAUAACAAUGUCACAGCUGUCCCCACCAUUUUGCCAUCUAAUUUAAUAGAACUGUAUCUUUAUAACAACAUCAUUACGAAAAUCCAAGAAGACGAUUUUAAUAACCUCAACCAAUUGCAAAUUCUCGACCUAAGUGGAAAUUGCCCUCGCUGUUAUAAUGUCCCAUAUGUGUGCACACCGUGUGAAAAUAAUUCCCCCUUACAGAUCCACGACAAUGCUUUCAAUUCAUUGACAGAAUUAAAAGUUUUACGUCUACACAGUAACUCUCUUCAGCAUGUGCCCCACACAUGGUUUAAAAACAUGAGAAGUCUCCAAGAACUAGACCUCUCCCAAAACUACUUGGCCAGAGAAAUUGAGGAGGCCAAAUUUUUGAAUUUUCUCCCUAAUCUUGUCCAGUUGGAUCUGUCCUUCAAUUAUGAGCUGCAGGUCUACCAUGCAUCUAUAACUUUACCACAUUCACUCUCUUCACUGAGAAACUUGAAAAUUCUGCAUAUCAAAGGAUAUGUUUUUAAAGAGCUGAACAACUCUAGCCUUUCUGCAUUGCACAAGCUUCCCAGUCUUGAAGUUCUUGACCUUGGCACUAACUUCAUAAAAAUUGUUGACCUCAACAUUUUCAAACAGCUUGAAAACCUCAGCCUCAUAGACCUUUCGAUGAAUAAAAUAUCCCCUUCAGAAGAGCCAAGAGAAGUUGGUUCCUGUUUUAAUGCCAGAACUUCUGUAGACCGGCAUGGGCCCCAGGUCCUAGAGACCUUACAUUAUUUCCGAUAUGAUGAAUAUGCACGGAGCUGUAGGUUCAAAACCAGAGAGUUGCCUACUUUCUUACCUUUGAAUGCAGACUGCCAUGCAUAUGGGCAGACCUUAGACCUAAGUAGAAAUAAUAUAUUUUUUAUCAAGCCCUCUGAUUUUCAGCAUCUCUCAUUCCUCAAAUGCCUCAACUUGUCAGGAAACACCAUUGGCCAAACUCUUAAUGGCAGUGAAUUCCAGCCACUAAGAGAGCUGCGCUACUUAGAUUUCUCCAACAACCGGCUUGAUUUAUUGUAUUCAACAGCCUUUGAAGAGCUCCACAAACUGGAAGUUCUGGAUUUAAGUAGUAACAGCCACUAUUUUCAAGCAGAAGGAAUUACUCACAUGCUAAACUUUACCAAGAAAUUACGGUCUCUGAAGAAACUCAUGAUGAAUGACAAUGACAUCUCCACCUCUGCUAGCAGGACCAUGGAAAGUGACUCUCUUAAAGUGCUGGAAUUCAGAGGCAACCAUUUAGAUGUUUUAUGGCGAGAUGGUGAUAACAGAUACUUGGACUUCUUCAAGAAUUUGUUCAACUUAGAGGUAUUAGAUAUCUCCCGAAAUUCCCUGAGUUCCUUGCCUCAUGGGGUGUUUGAGGGUAUGCCACCAAAUCUAGAGACUCUCUACUUGGCUGAAAAUGGACUCAAAAAUUUCUCUUGGGAUAAACUCGCAUUACUGAAACAUCUGAAAAAUUUAGACCUCAGCCAUAACCAGCUGAAGACUGUCCCUGAGAGAUUAGCCAACUGUUCCAAAAGUCUCAUGAAACUGAUUCUUAAUCAUAAUCAAAUCAGGCACUUGACAAAUUACUUUCUAGAAGAUGCUUUCCAGUUGCGCUAUCUAGACCUCAGUUCAAAUAGGAUCCAGGUCAUUCAGAAGACUAGCUUCCCAGAAAACGUCCUCAACAAUCUAGAUAGGUUGCUUUUACAUCACAAUCGCUUUCUGUGCAACUGUGAUGCUGUCUGGUUUGUCUGGUGGGUUAAUCAUACAGAUGUUGACAUUCCUUACCUGGCCACUGAAGUGACUUGUGUGGGGCCAGGAGCACACAAAGGCCAGAGUGUCGUAUCCCUGGAUCUAUAUACGUGUGAAUUAGAUCUCACUAACCUAAUUCUAUUCUCCAUUUCCUUAUCUUCAGUCCUCUUUCUGAUGGUAGUUAUGACAGCAAGUCACCUCUUCUUCUGGGAUAUGUGGUACAUUUACUAUUUCUGGAAAGCCAAGAUAAAGGGAUACCAACGCCUUCAAUCUAUGGAGUCUUGCUAUGAUGCUUUUAUUGUGUACGACACUAAAAACUCGGCUGUGACAGAAUGGGUUUUACAGGAGCUGGUGGCUAAAUUGGAAGAUCCAAGAGAGAAACAUUUUAAUUUGUGUCUAGAAGAAAGGGAUUGGCUACCAGGGCAGCCAAUUCUAGAAAAUCUUUCCCAGAGCAUACAGCUCAGCAAAAAGACAGUGUUUGUGAUGACACAGAACUAUGCCAAGACAGAGAGGUUUAAGGUGGCGUUUUAUUUGUCCCAUCAGAGGCUCAUGGAGGAAAAAGUGGAUGUGAUUAUCUUGAUAUUCUUGGAGAAGCCUCUGCAGAAGUCUAAGUUUCUUCAGCUCCGGAAGAGGCUCUGUGGGAGUUCCGUCCUGGAGUGGCCUUCAAAUCCACAGGCUCAGCCAUACUUUUGGCAGUGCCUGAAAAAUGCUCUGACCACAGACAAUCACGUGGCUUACAGUCGAAUGUUCAAGGAAACAGUCUAGCUCUUUGCAGAAUGUGAUCAUAUAUGGCAACAGGCCUGGUUGCCUGAAUCUUUCAUAAAGCUUUCAAUAGAAGAAUGUCAGAAAAUUUCCUAACAGCUGCCAUUGCUCAAAUUAGUGGGAAAUCAUCAAUGUAUGACAAAGAAAUUAGGGAGAGGGGAUUGAUAGACCAAUAUUUCUUCUUUCUUUGUGUCACCAUCCAUAUUUCGAUAUCUCCCCCAGCUCAUCUAUAAAAUGUUUUUUGAAGAAGGGUGGCUAGGAGGAAACGUA
Peromyscus eremicus (cactus mouse) is the source of this 3423-nucleotide messenger RNA. RefSeq names its product toll like receptor 7 (gene Tlr7). Gene Ontology annotation, cellular component: plasma membrane. Gene Ontology annotation, molecular function: pattern recognition receptor activity; protein binding. The transcript is spliced from 2 exons. Gene Ontology annotation, biological process: canonical NF-kappaB signal transduction; positive regulation of interleukin-6 production; toll-like receptor 7 signaling pathway. The record is from RefSeq and is a predicted model, not a curated record. Bases 1 to 3156 code for a protein of 1051 amino acids. NCBI's taxonomy places the organism in Eukaryota, Metazoa, Chordata, Mammalia, Rodentia, Cricetidae.